ACAAUUAUGUAAUCCUCUCUCUAUGACUCUAUCUAUAUAUAUAUAUAUAACAACAUAACACACCUUAAUCAAACAAAGAAAACUAAAACAGAACACAAACAUCUCGCCAAGAACUCUCUGUUCUGUUCUUAUUGUUCAAGAAAACUUUUCUCUUGUUUUUCGAUUUGGUCAAGACUGAAAGAGCAGAUCAGAAACCAAACAUAAAUUGACAAAAGAAAAAAGAAAAAAGAAUGAAUGUUUACGAUGGUUUCAUGAUUUCGUCAACAGAAGAAGAAGGUGGUUUUGUUGGAGUUUCAGGAUCCUCAUCCUCUAUAUCCAUGUGUUCAUCUGAUUUAACAGAGGAUGCUUCUUCUUCAAAUGGGGCUUUUGACGAUCUAUCCGACCUCAUCUCUCAGCUCCCUAUCAUACACGUCAAGAAAGGAGGACUUUCAAAGUAUUAUGAAGGCAAAUCUGAGUCAUUCACAUCUCUAGCAAAUGUCACAUGCCUACAGGAUCUCGUGAAGAAAAGAGGAUCAAGAAUGAAUUCAAGUUGCAAAAGGGAUUAUUUCUAUGGACCAAAGGCCACAAUCUCCAUGAAAUCCACAAGAACAUCCUCAAGCCAUUCCAAUUGAAGAUUAAACUUUUAAAACCAUUUCAUAAUUCACCAAAAUCAGUUCAAUGACAUGACAAAAACAAACUUUAUGGGUUCAGUUUUAACAUUGUAUUUCAUUUGUAUACAAGUUGCCCAAGCUAAAUGAGAAAAUGUGAGAAUUUUUGGGCUAACGAACGCCUUUUCA
Messenger RNA from Camelina sativa (false flax), 776 nucleotides. The record is from RefSeq and is a predicted model, not a curated record. Lineage: Eukaryota; Viridiplantae; Streptophyta; Magnoliopsida; Brassicales; Brassicaceae.